GAGCAGCGCGGGCCCAUGCAGGACGCGGAGAACGUGGCGGCGCCCGAGGCGGCCGAAGAGCGGGCCGAGCCCGCGCGGCAGCAGCCGGCCGCCGAGCCGCCGCUGGAGGAAGAGCCGGCGGGGCCCGGCGCGCCUGAGGCGGCGCGGGUCGAGGACGCCGAGGAGGAGGCGGCGGCCGGGCCAGAGCCCGAGCUGAAGGCCCAGGCGGAGGAGGUGGUCCCUGGCCCGGCCGCGUCUCCGCCGCCCUCCCAGGAGCCCGCGCCGCAGGCCGAGCUUCCCGCCCCCGCGCAGGGCUCUGCCUUGGCGGAGCAGGUCAGCGACCCGCCUGCGGAUGGCCCGGCUCAUGCGUCUGCAGAGGAGGCUGGCGGACCCGAGGGCAGCGCGGCUGAGGCCGAGCCGCGCGUGGUGGAGAACGGCGAGGCGGAUGAGCCCUCCUUCAGCGACCCCGAGGACUUCGUGGACGACGUGAGCGAGGAAGAAUUACUUGGCGAUGUACUCAAAGAUCGUCCCCAGGAAGCAGAUGGAAUCGAUUCGGUGAUUGUAGUGGACAAUGUUCCUCAGGUGGGGCCUGACCGACUUGAGAAGCUCAAAAAUGUCAUCCACAAGAUCUUUUCCAAGUUUGGGAAAAUCACAAAUGAUUAUUAUCCUGAAGAGGAUGGAAAGACAAAAGGGUAUAUCUUCCUGGAAUAUGCGUCUCCUGCCCAUGCUGUGGAUGCUGUAAAAAAUGCUGAUGGUUAUAAGCUCGAUAAGCAGCACACAUUCCGGGUUAACCUCUUCACCGAUUUUGACAAGUAUAUGACGAUCAGUGAUGAAUGGGAUAUUCCAGAGAAACAGCCUUUCAAAGACCUGGGAAACUUACGUUACUGGCUGGAAGAGGCAGAAUGUAGAGAUCAAUACAGUGUGAUUUUUGAGAGUGGAGACCGGACUUCAAUAUUCUGGAAUGAUGUGAAGGACCCUGUCUCAAUUGAAGAAAGAGCGAGAUGGACAGAGACAUAUGUGCGUUGGUCUCCAAAGGGCACCUACCUGGCAACCUUUCAUCAGAGAGGCAUUGCUCUUUGGGGUGGAGAGAAAUUCAAGCAAAUCCAGAGAUUCAGUCACCCAGGGGUUCAGCUCAUUGACUUCUCACCUUGUGAAAGAUACCUGGUGACUUUUAGCCCGCUGAUGGACACUCAGGAUGACCCUCAGGCCAUAAUUAUCUGGGACAUCCUUACUGGGCACAAAAAAAGAGGAUUUCACUGUGAAAGCUCAGCCCAUUGGCCUAUUUUUAAGUGGAGCCAUGAUGGUAAAUUCUUUGCAAGAAUGACGCUUGAUACCCUUAGCAUCUAUGAAACUCCUUCAAUGGGUCUUUUGGACAAGAAGAGUUUGAAGAUUUCUGGAAUAAAAGACUUUUCUUGGUCUCCUGGUGGUAACAUAAUAGCCUUUUGGGUCCCUGAAGACAAAGACAUUCCAGCCAGGGUAACCCUGAUGCAGCUUCCUACCAGACAAGAGAUCCGAGUUAGGAAUUUGUUUAAUGUUGUGGACUGCAAGCUGCAUUGGCAAAAAAAUGGAGAUUAUUUGUGUGUUAAAGUAGAUAGAACUCCAAAAGGAACCCAGGGUGUUGUCACAAAUUUUGAAAUCUUCCGAAUGAGAGAGAAACAGGUACCAGUGGAUGUGGUUGAGAUGAAGGAAACCAUCAUAGCCUUUGCCUGGGAACCUAAUGGAAGCAAGUUUGCUGUGUUACAUGGAGAAGCUCCACGAAUAUCUGUCUCUUUCUACCAUGUGAAGAGCAAUGGGAAGAUUGAGCUCAUCAAAGUGUUCGACAAACAGCAGGCAAACACGAUCUUCUGGAGCCCUCAGGGGCAGUUCGUUGUGCUGGCUGGUCUGAGGAGUAUGAAUGGUGCCUUAGCAUUUGUCGACACUUCCGACUGUACUGUCAUGAACAUUGCAGAGCACUACAUGGCCUCUGACGUCGAGUGGGAUCCAACUGGGCGCUAUGUGGUCACUUCUGUGUCCUGGUGGAGCCAUAAGGUGGACAACGCUUACUGGCUGUGGACAUUCCAAGGACGCCUUCUGCAGAAGAAUAAUAAAGAUCGCUUCUGCCAGCUGCUGUGGAGACCACGGCCCCCCACACUUCUCAGCCAGGAACAGAUAAAGCAAAUUAAAAAGGAUCUGAAAAAAUACUCUAAGAUCUUUGAACAGAAGGACCGUUUGAGCCAGUCGAAAGCAUCAAAGGAAUUGGUGGAGAGGAGGAGAACCAUGAUGGAAGAUUUCCGGAAAUACCGAAAAACGGCCCAAGAACUCUACAUGAAGCAGAAAAAUGAACGUCUAGAACUGAGAGGAGGGGUGGACACUGACGAGCUGGACAGCAACGUGGAUGACUGGGAGGAGGAGACCAUUGAGUUCUUUGUCACUGAGGAGGUGAUUCCUCUUGGGAACCAGGAGUGACCUGAGCACUGUGUGCAUCACCACAUCGUGCCCUGAAGCGGAGGCCACCCUUUUGCAGAAAGCCUGCACAACUCUGAAUCUGUACCUGUGCUCUCUCUCACUCUGGGCUGUGAACGCACCUGGGAUUCUUCCAUCCUGACACUUUUUUGUGCCUUUAAACCCCUGGUGUGCACAGUGGGGAGGUUUCGAGGCACUGCUUUGGUUUUUCUCAUCUGGAUUUGUCAACCACCAGUGGUUGCCGAGCAAGACUCCCAGCGGUGCUCCUGUCGUCUCCUCUCCUCCUGCGGUGGUGUUCCAGGGGUUCCACCUGCUGCUGAGCUGGGUUUUAGUUCAAGGACUCACUGUUUUCUAUGUGGGCCAGUGUUGGGUGCGUCCUGGUGACUGGCAGGGGGACAGCAUACUGCCUGUGUCCCACCGAGCUCAGAGGUGCCAUGGCCGUGGACUCCGUGGUGCAGGUGUGGCAGGUUCUCUCAGCAGGUUGAAUGUGGAAAUAAAGCAACCCUGUGUGAAAAAGCUGUCUUUUCUCCUCUUUGCAUGUAGGUAAGCGCCUUGACUCUGGUGCCUCUGUUCCCCUUCUCCCAGGACUAAGGGUCUGUAGCCAGGCCUGGCGCGGGGGAGCUGGCAGUCAGUCACUCCACACAUAUACUUGGCUUGCAGGGAUCCUGAUGGCAGCUCGGAGAACCCAGCCUCCCACCCACUCUGCUGCCUUUCCAGCCAUGAGUUGGUCCAGUGGGUCCAAAAUAGUUUCUUCAGUUUUUUCAUUCUAUGGGGAAAAAAAAGUGCAUGUCAUUUCUGAAAACCCUUUAGUCUUUCUGGAGUUAGACAGAAAGUUUGUAUUGAGUGCAUCAGUUCAGCCACUGUGAUGUCGUCACAAUAUUUACUUUUACUAUUGAGAAGGGAGUGAACAGAUCCCUGUGGCUUGUCAUUUUCUCUGUAGUGUCUUGCCACCCAUCUGUGCCUUGUGAUAUUGCAUUCUCUCCCACCUCCUUCCCUGCAUCUCACAGAGCCUGAAGUUGUGCUAAAAUAGCAGGACACACGGGAGGGGCUUUCUAGGAUCCACAGCCAUGCGACAUCUGCAAAUCUAAGGCAUGCUUGAGAUGGCAAGAUAGGCUGAUCUACAGGCAGGGACAGGGGCCAAGUACUGCCCUUGAGACACUCAGUUGGCUCCUGACAGGUUGCUGCCUGGUCCCAAGCUCUUAGCUGAGUGUCCUCAGGAGUGAGGCUGUGCCCCAAGCUUAUCUGGCCUGUCAUGGAGGCUCCAGGGUGACUGACUGGGUUUCCCUGGGGCAUGGAAGGGGCUUUGUACCUUUCCCUUCUUGUGAGACUUCCUCUCGAUUCUGUCACUGUUAUAGUCCUGCCAUGUCUCGCCCCUAGCACCCAUUUCUAUAGUAUUCCUGUUCACUCUCAGUGCUUCAAACUCUAGAAUGCUCUUUUCUAAUUUCAUGGCAAUGAGAAGGUGGCACACUGUUCUAUCAUUAACAGGUUUUUAACAACUUUCAAAAGUUUUUUUCACUGUUUUAAUUUGUAAUUGUUUUACAUGAUUUAUAAAUAAAAGGAUUUCUGAAA
Molecule: messenger RNA, 3990 nt
Organism: Marmota monax (woodchuck)
Lineage: Eukaryota; Metazoa; Chordata; Mammalia; Rodentia; Sciuridae
Gene: Eif3b
Product: eukaryotic translation initiation factor 3 subunit B
Exons: 19
Coding region: 16-2424 (802 amino acids)
Biological process (GO): translational initiation
Cellular component (GO): eukaryotic translation initiation factor 3 complex
Molecular function (GO): translation initiation factor activity; RNA binding; translation initiation factor binding
Source: RefSeq, a predicted model, not a curated record